Camellia sinensis is the source of this 1134-nucleotide messenger RNA. Lineage: Eukaryota; Viridiplantae; Streptophyta; Magnoliopsida; Ericales; Theaceae. The record is from RefSeq and is a predicted model, not a curated record.
AUGGCCGCCACCCUCAAUAGGUUUAUCAGUCGUUCCAUAGAUCGUUGCCGACCAUUCUUUCACACACUCCGGCAAGGUAAAGCAUUUGAAUGGACCCCCGAGUGCCAGGCCGCGCUGGAUGGCUUGAAAACUUAUCUCCGUUCAGUGCCACUCUUGGCAACCCCAUCGCUAAGCGAUCCGCUCAUCUUGUAUCUAGAGAUAUCCGAUUGGGUGGUCAGCACUGUAUUACUAAAGGAAGAACUCGGGGAACAGCGACCAAUUUACUAUGUAAGCAAGGCAAUGGUCGACGCCGAAACACGAUACCUACCAUUGGAAAAGCUCAUCCUUGCUCUCGUGGUGGCUGCAAGAAAGUUGAUGCACUAUUUUCAAGCUCAUACCAUAGGGGUAUUAACAGACUAUCUUCUCCGAUCAGCGCUCCGUAACGCGGAAGUAUCGGGGCGAGUCUCUAAAUGGGCUUUGGAACUUGGACAGUAUGAUAUCCAGUUUUCACCCAGAAUGACCAUUAAGGGUCCUUGGUCGUUCGCUCAAUGGGGACUUGAUAUCAUCGGACCAUUACCAUGGGCCCCGGGAAACAGACGAUUCCUAAUCGUCGUAACAGACUAUUUUACAAAGUGGGUCGAAGCAGAAGCAUUAACAUAUAUUCGAGAUGUUGAUGUUAAACACUUUGUAUGGAAAAACAUUAUAACUCGAUUCGGCAUACCAAGAGCACUUGUAUCCGUCAACGGGCCCCAAUUCGAUUGUGGCAUCUAUUGGGAGUUAUGCAAUACAUACGAUAUUUGGCCCUACUUUUCUUCGCCGGCGUACCCGCGAAGCAACGGUCAGGCUGAGGCCUCCAAUAAAGUGAUCCUGGAUGGCAUCAAGAAACGAUUGGAGAAGGCCAAGGACAAGUGGGUUGAAGAGUUGCCCAGUGUGUUGUGGGCUCAUCACACCACUCCGAGGCGGUCUACUGGAGAAACGCCGUUCACUUUGUGCUUUGGGACACAAGCUAUUAUCCAUCUUGAAAUCGGCUUGCCCACACUGAAAUCCAAGGUUUUCAACAUGAGGCAUAAUGACAUGAUGCUGGCCUUAGAUUUGACUUUGAUUGAAGAACAUCGAGAUCUGGCUCUUGCGUGUAUGGUGCGGUAUCAGCAGUAG